Messenger RNA from Myiozetetes cayanensis, 2254 nucleotides. It is a transcript of the gene LIX1L, whose product is annotated as limb and CNS expressed 1 like. Gene Ontology annotation, biological process: autophagosome maturation. The transcript has 6 exons. The record is from RefSeq and is a predicted model, not a curated record. NCBI's taxonomy places the organism in Eukaryota, Metazoa, Chordata, Aves, Passeriformes, Tyrannidae. Bases 1 to 1008 code for a protein of 335 amino acids. Gene Ontology annotation, cellular component: cytoplasm.
AUGGAGGCGGUGCGGGCACAGCGGCUCCAGCCCGGGGUGGGCGCGGGGCCUCGCGGGGCCCGGCCCGGCCUGCCCGGGGCCCCCGCGCCGCUGGGGCCGGGGCUGGGGCCGGCGGCGGCGGCGCCGGGGCUGGGAGCGGGGCUGGGGCUGCCGCCGCCGCCGCCCCCGCUGGGUCUGCAGGGCCCCCCCGGCGCCGGGGCCGCGGCCGGGCCGCCCGCCGUGCUGCGGGAGGCGGUGGAGGCCGUGGUGCGGAGCUUCGCCAAGCACACGCAGGGCUACGGCCGCGUGAACGUGGUGGAGGCCCUGCAGGAGUUCUGGCAGAUGAAGGCAUCACGGGGCGCCGACCUUCGGCACGGGGCGCUGGUGCUCUACGAGAUGGUGCCGGCCGGGAGCCCCCCCUACGUGUGCUACGUCACCCUGCCCGGGGGCAGCUGCUUCGGCAGCUUCCAGUUCUGCCCCACCAAGGCCGAGGCGCGGCGCAGCGCGGCCAAGAUCGCGCUGAUGAACUCCGUGUUCAACGAGCACCCCUCGCGCCGCAUCACCGACGACUUCAUCGAGAAGAGCGUCUCCGAGGCCCUGGCGUCCUUCAACGGCAACCGGGAGGAGGCGGAUAAUCCCAACACCGGGAUCGGGGCCUUCCGCUUCAUGCUGGAGUCCAACAAGGGAAAAUCCAUGCUGGAGUUCCAGGAGCUGAUGACGGUUUUCCAGCUGCUGCACUGGAACGGGAGCCUGAAGGCCAUGCGGGAGCGGCAGUGCUCGCGCCAGGAAGUCCUGGCUCACUACUCCCACCGCGCCCUGGACGACGACAUCCGCAACCAGAUGGCCCUGGACUGGGUGAACCGGGAGCAGAGCGUGCCGGGCGCCCUUUCCCGGGAGCUGGCGGCCACGGAGCGGGAGCUGGACGAGGCGCGGCUGGCCGGGAAGGAGCUGCGCUUCCACAAGGAGAAGAAGGACAUCCUGCUGCUGGCGGCCGGCCAGCUGGGAGCCGGGCACUCCUCCGGCUGCUGAGCCCCGGGAAAUCUCCCCGGAGCUCCUGGUGCUGCCCCUUCCCCGAAUCCCGGCCCGUUUGCACAUUUGGAAAGAAAGGGAGGGGGGGAAAACAAAAACAAAGCUCCUGGGUGGAUUUUAAUCCCAGAUUCUAGAGGUGCUCCUCAGCCUCCUGGUUCCCUAGGGAAUCUCCUCUUCCCUCGAUCCCUGUAGAUCUCCUUAUUCCCUAGGGAAUUCCUCGUUCCCUAAGGAGUUCUUCCUGUCCCUCGUUUUUGGGGUUAAAAAGGCAGGUUUUGGCCUCUUCACUCUCUGUCGCCCCUUCCCCUGGAACUGUCCUGCCCGUGGCCAAACAUCAGCCUUGGCUUUUCCAUGGGAGGUUGGAAAAGCCUUGGAAGAGUUUGGGAAUGAGGGAGGGGUCUGCACUAAUCAUUCCCUUCCCCUUGUAUCCGCAUCCAUGUGGAGCUCAAGGUGAUAUUUAGCUUUAAAAAAAACCCUUUUUAUGGCAUGGCAUUAUUCAAACAGCUCCAGUUCACCACGGAAAUUCUCACCUCACUCCCCCCCUUUCUCCAGCAGACCAGGAAUACAAAACAAAAUUCCAAGCCAGAAUUCCUUUUCCCCACCGGCUUGGAGCUUUUCCCACUUCUUAUCCCCCACAAACCCUUCGGGAUGCCCUUAUUCCCACCCUCUCACCCCUUCCUCCCUCUGCCUGAGCGCGGGAUAUUCCAGCAAUAAUCGUCGUUUCGGGAUAAGAUUGGAAUAAUUCCAUGAUCCUUAGGUAUCCUGCUUUUAUAUCCACAUCCUAUCAAGCCUGCUUUGGGGGUUCUAUAUUUUUUUAUACUUUCACAACACUAUUAACGUUUGGUGUCGCUGGAAAUGGGAUUAAAAAGGCACGGGGGGUGGUGUUGUGGGGGGGUUGUUUCUUGAAAUAUUGGAAAAAUCCAGACUUGGGAUUUAGGAAUCAUGUGGAGUUAAUCCAAGUGAUUCGUUUUCCCUGGUUCCCCACGUGAGGGAAUUCCUGAAGCUCCUCCCCAGCACUUCCAGUGGCUUCGGUGCUCCAGCUCCCAGCAUAUUUUAGGGGGAAAAAGAAAAAAAAAAGGGAAAAAGCGCCGUUUGGGGGCUGAAACGAACAAAUCCAGGUUUCCUCAGUAUGGAAGGGGUGUCGUGCUCCUUGUCAAGGCGAUGGAAUGACGCGGAUCCGGCGGGAGAAAUCCCGGUGUGGAUUUUAUACAAUAAAACCAGCGAUUUUUUUUUUUUUUCUUUGGGGUAA